UCAGCCAAUCAGCGGCGACGUGGCUGAGAGUCACAUGACAGAGAGCGUUUUUUAGAGGCGUCCGGUGAUUGCUGAUAUUUAAUAAUCAUGCCUACCACUCAUCAGUCACCCCAGGAUGAGCAGGAGAAGCUGCUGGACGAGGCGAUCCAGGCGGUUAAAGUACAGUCAUUUCAGAUGAAGCGCUGCCUGGACAAGAACAAGCUGAUGGACGCACUGAAACAUGCCUCGAACAUGCUGGGGGAGCUCCGGACCUCCAUGCUCUCUCCCAAGAGCUACUAUGAACUCUACAUGGCCAUUUCUGAUGAGCUGCACUACCUGGAGGUCUACCUGACUGAUGAGUUCGCUAAAGGUCGUAAGGUGGCUGACCUGUAUGAGCUGGUUCAGUAUGCUGGUAACAUCAUCCCCAGAUUGUAUCUUUUGAUAACAGUUGGAGUGGUGUAUGUGCGCUCGUUCCCUCAGUCCCGGAAGGACAUUUUGAAGGAUCUGGUGGAGAUGUGCAGGGGGGUGCAGCACCCUCUCCGCGGGCUGUUCCUCAGGAACUACCUGCUGCAGUGUACCCGCAACAUCCUGCCUGAUGAUGGGGAACAGUCUGAGGAGGAGAUGACCGGAGACAUCAACGACUCGAUUGACUUUGUCCUGCUGAACUUUGCUGAGAUGAAUAAGCUGUGGGUGCGGAUGCAGCAUCAGGGCCACAGCAGAGACCGGGAGAAGAGGGAGAAGGAGAGGCAGGAGCUGCGUAUCCUCGUGGGAACAAACCUCGUCCGCCUCAGCCAGCUGGAGGGAGUCAACGUAGAGAAAUACAAACAGAUUGUGCUGGCUGGAGUUCUGGAGCAGGUGGUGAACUGCCGAGACUCUCUGGCACAGGAGUACCUCAUGGAGUGCAUCAUACAGGUCUUCCCAGAUGAGUUCCACCUCCAGACCCUGAACCCGUUCCUCCGUGCCUGUGCCGAUCUGCACCAGAACGUCAACGUCAAGAACAUCAUCAUCGCCCUCAUUGACAGGUUGGCUCUGUUUGCCCACAGAGAAGAUGGGCCUGGAAUCCCUGCUGAAAUCAAGCUAUUUGACAUUUUCUCACAGCAAGUUGCGACGGUUAUUCAGUCUCGGCAGGACAUGCCCUCGGAGGACGUGGUCUCGUUGCAGGUGUCCCUCAUUAACCUGGCUAUGAAGUGCUACCCCGACCGCGUGGACUACGUGGACAAGGUCCUGGAGAGCACUGUGGAGAUCUUCAACAAGCUCAACCUGGAGCACAUUGCGACCAGCAGCGCCGUUUCCAAGGAGCUGACCAGGCUAUUGAAAAUUCCCGUGGACACCUACAAUAACAUCCUGACUGUGCUGCAGCUCAAACACUUCCCACCGCUCUUCGAGUAUUUCGAUUAUGAGUCACGCAAGAGCAUGAGCUGCUACGUCCUCAGCAACACCCUGGACUACAACACCACCAUCGUGGCCCAGGAGCAGGUGGAUGCCAUCCUGAACCUGGUAUCCACACUGAUCCAGGACCAGCCGGACCAGCCAGCAGAAGACCCAGACCCAGAGGACUUCGCUGAGGAGCAAAGCCUGGUGGGACGCUUCAUCCACCUGCUGCACUCAGAGGACCCAGACCAGCAGUACCUGAUUUUAAACACAGCCAGGAAGCAUUUCGGCGCUGGGGGUAAUCAGAGGAUCCGCUACACGCUGCCCCCUCUAGUGUUCGCCGCCUAUCAGCUCGCCUUCCGCUACAAAGACAACUCGUCCUCGGAUGAUAAAUGGGAGAAGAAGUGCCAGAAGAUCUUCUCCUUCGCCCACCAGACCAUCAGCGCGCUGAUAAAGGCCGAGCUGGCCGAGCUUCCCCUCAGACUCUUCCUGCAGGGGGCGCUGGCCGCCGGGGAGAUCGGCUUCGAGAACCACGAGACCGUGGCGUACGAGUUCAUGUCCCAGGCUUUCUCUCUGUAUGAAGAUGAGAUCAGUGACUCUAAAGCCCAGCUGGCUGCCAUUACCCUCAUCAUCGGCACGUUCGAGCGCAUGCGCUGCUUCAGCGAGGAGAACCACGAGCCGCUGCGUACGCAGUGCGCCCUGGCCGCCUCCAAGCUGCUGAAGAAGCCUGACCAGUGCCGGGCCGUCAGCAUCUGCGCACACCUGUUCUGGUCCGGCCGCAACACCGACAAGAACGGAGAGGAGAUCCGUGAUGGGAAGCGUGUGAUGGAAUGCUUGAAGAAGGCUCUGAAGAUUGCGAACCAGUGCAUGGACCCGUCCCUGCAAGUGCAGCUUUUCAUCGAGAUCCUCAAUCGAUACGUCUGUUUCUACGAGCGAGAGAACGACGCGGUGACCGUUCAGGUUCUGAACCAGUUGAUCUCCAAAAUCCGCGAGGACCUGCCCAACCUGGAGGCCAGCGAGGAGACGGAGCAGAUCAACAAGCACUUCCACAACACACUGGAGCACCUGCGCCUGCAGAGAGAGUCGCCUGAAUCCGAGGGGCCGGCGUACGAGGGUCUCGUUCUGUAGGGUCUGCACACUCACUGCAGGAGUACACAGGCAUACACACACACACACACACACACACACCUACAUUCGUUUGGGUAUACAUGUACACACACUCGUGCGCACACAGAAAACACACACACACACACGCAACACACAAAACACACACACAUAUAUAGAGAGAUAUAGUAUGUAUAUACACCUUCCCGCACAUGCACACCGGGGGGGUUUCAAUAUGGCAGAAUAAGAGCCACCCCAUAUUGUCAUCUCUACCAACUACCUGCUCAUCUCACUGCGUGUCAUCCUUCCUCAUCUUUUUCUUUUCCUCUCUCUCACUCAUAUUCUCUCUCUCUCUCGCUCAGAGCUCAGCUUGUGUGAUUCAUACCUGUAUACAUUAUUGUAUGGUACAUGGUGUUGACAUUGCCCUGCACUUCCUUUCUUUCCAUUCCAUCAUUUUAGUUUGUUUGUUGUCCUCCACCAUCUGAGGAAGAACCAGGGCACAAGUAGGUAAAAUAGAUGCAGAAAACUGCAGAUGAAGACAGAAAAAGGCAGAUAAAUGGCAGAUAUAUGCGGAUAACUGCAGAGAAAUACAGAAAAAGGCAGAUAUAUGAGGAUAACUGCAGAUAAAUACAGAUAAAUGGCAGAUAUAUGCAGAUAAAGACAGAAAAAGGCAGAUAAAUGGCAUAUAUAUGCAGAAAAAUGCAGAUAAAGACAGAUAAAUGCAGUUAAAGACAGAUAAACGAAGAUUCAGACAGAUAAACGAAGAUUCAGACAGAUAAACGAAGAUACAGACAGAUAAACGCAGAUACAGACAGAUAAACGCAGAUACAGACAGAUAAACGCAGAUACAGACAGAUAAACGCAGAUACAGACAGAUAAACGCAGAUACAGACAGAUAAACGCAGAUACAGACAGAUAAACGCAGAUACAGACAGAUAAACGCAGAUACAGACAGAUAAACGCAGAUACAGACAGAUAAACGCAGAUACAGACAGAUAAACGCAGAUACAGACAGAUAAACGCAGAUACA
Messenger RNA from Astyanax mexicanus (Mexican tetra), 3484 nucleotides. RefSeq names its product VPS35 retromer complex component (gene vps35). Gene Ontology annotation, cellular component: late endosome; retromer complex; retromer, cargo-selective complex. The coding region runs from base 88 to 2478 and encodes 796 amino acids. The transcript has 17 exons. Lineage: Eukaryota; Metazoa; Chordata; Actinopteri; Characiformes; Acestrorhamphidae. The record is from RefSeq and is a predicted model, not a curated record. Gene Ontology annotation, biological process: intracellular protein transport; retrograde transport, endosome to Golgi.